Molecule: messenger RNA, 3231 nt
Organism: Ilyonectria robusta
Lineage: Eukaryota; Fungi; Ascomycota; Sordariomycetes; Hypocreales; Nectriaceae
Exons: 4
Coding region: 1-2766 (921 amino acids)
Molecular function (GO): protein binding
Source: RefSeq, a predicted model, not a curated record
AUGGAGGGAGCCGCAGACGAGAUAUUUCCGCCACAGGAGCGGCCUCGGACUGGUGGGUUACGAGGGGACACGACACGCACUAGGCCCUUUCCCCAGAGCUCAUCCUACAACAGCUUCACCACCGGGGACCAAUUCAACGCUCCUGGUGGCACUCAGAAUAUCAGCAAUGGCAGUGGCAAUCAAUUCCCUGGGGCUACUUUCCAACAGCCUGUGUAUUUUAAAAUGGACAGUCGGUUCCACGAUAUCGAUACCGCCGCACGGGGAACAUGUGAGUGGCUAUUUCGACACGAAAUGUACACGAGCUGGGCCUUUUGUGAUCAAGCCCUGCUUUGGGUCAAAGGGAAGCCCGGUUCUGGGAAGUCCACAUUGCUGCAAUACGCUCUGAAAAAUAUCAUAAAAAAAACCAACACUGAAGAGAGAGCCUUGAUUCUCUCAUUCUUCUUCCACGGUCGUGGUACUGAACUCCAAAGGACGCCGUUGGGUCUCUUCCAGUCGCUCCUUCACCAGCUCCUCCGCCAGGUCCCUGAGGCACUGCCAGACGUCGUAGCCACUUUCCAAGAACGGUGCGAAACUGUUGGCAAGGCAGGUGAAAAGUGGCAGUGGCAUCCGCGUGAGCUGCCACGACUCUUCGAAUCAUCGCUUCCGAAAGUCUUGGAGACUCGUCCAGUCUGGUUAUUCCUCGACGCAUUAGACGAAUGUGGCCAAAAGAAUGCAGUCAAGCUAGUCCGGGAGUUUAAGUCCCUGCUCCGGGGGCUUCCGUCUACUGGUUUACAGUUUCACAUCUGCUUCACUUGCCGUCACUACCCGAUUCUGGACCAAUCUUGUCAGUUUGAAAUAUGCGUUGAGGAUGAGAACCGACAGGAUAUUUCGACCUACGUGCGAGCUCAGCUUUCUGUAUCCUAUGAGCUAACAGCAUCUACGAUUCCGGAUUUAAUCACAAAGCAUGCCCAGGGCGUUUUCAUAUGGGCGUAUCUCGUGGUAGAACAAAUCCUGGACCUUGACAAUAAAGGAGCAGGAUUGAAGAAGAUUGAAGACGAGAUCUAUUCUAUCCCUCCGGACCUAGAUGACCUCUACCAUAACCUCAUCCGAAAUGUGGACGAGAGACCAGCUUCUCUUAAACUUGUUCAAUGGAUCUGCUUUGCGGUGCGGCCUUUAUCACUCGAUGAAUUGCAAUGGGCUAUGAUUGUCGAUGCCGAUUGCCAACAUAAGUCAUUACUGGAAUGCAAGAGCAUGAAAGAUUAUAUAUCGGACAGUGACAGAAUGAAGAGGCGAGUUCAGACGCUCAGCCGCGGUCUUGCCGAGGUCACAUCGGAUACGAAGGUUGUACAGUUCAUCCACCAGUCUGUCAAGGACUUUUUCGUCGAGAAGGGCCUAUCGGCUCUGGGCGAGUCCGUCAAAACCGACUUUGUAGUCGGAAUCGCACAUCAUCGGCUUUCUAGGACCUGCAUACGCUACUUGGCGAUGGAGGAGAUCGGUCAGUUAGCAAGUCACGAGCCUUACCACUUGAAAUCCAAGUUUCCUUUCAUACAUUACGACCCUGACUUGAGAUCUAAAUUUCCUUUUCUGCAUUACGCCACAACCUCGUGGGUGGCUCACACGAAGCAAAGUGAUGCUAGAAAUGUCCCUCAAGAGGAUCUUAUGGAAUAUUUCGCAGGGCCAUCGAACACUCUUGUGGAACGAUGGGUGCGUGUUUACGGGAUAUUGCAGCAAAACUCUGGUGACUGUCCGCCAGAAGGGACCACUCUGGUACACAUUGUGUCGAGUUAUGGAGUGGCAGGAGCGUUGGGGGUCAUUUUGGAAAGGGUAGACCAAGUUGGGAUUAAUAUCGACGCCAAAGAUUCGCGUGGCCGGACGCCGCUAUGGUGGGCCGCCGAGAACGGGCACGAGGCGGUCGUGCGGCUGCUCCUCGACGGGGGCGCCCACACCGAGGCGGCGGACAAGGGGGGCCGGACGCCGCUAUCGUUGGCCGCCGCGAGAGGGCACGCGGCCGUCGUGCGGCUGCUCCUCGACGGGGGCGCCCACACCGAGGCGGCGGACCAGUGGGGCCAGACGCCGCUGUCAUAUGCCGCCGCGAGAGGGCACGAGGCCGUCGUGCGGCUGCUCCUCGACGGCGGCGCCUACACCGAGGCGGUGGACAAGAUAUGGGGCCAGACGCUGCUAUCGUGGGCGGCUGAAACGGGCACGAGGCCGCUGUGCGGCUGCUCCUCGACGGGGGCGCCCACACCGAGGCGGCGGACAGCUGGGGCUGGACGCCGCUAUCGCGGGCCGCCGGGAACGGGCACGAGGCCGUCGUGCGGCUGCUCCUCGAUGGGGGCGCCCACACCGAGGCGCCGGACAGGUGGGACCGCUGGACGCCGCUAUGGUGGGCCGCCGAGAAUGGGCACGAGGCGGUCGUGCGGCUGCUCCUCGACGGGGGCGCCCACACCGAGGCGCCGGACUGGGAGGGCCGGACGCCGCUAUCGCGGGCCGCCAGGAACGGGCACGAGGCCGUCGUCCGUCUGCUGCAAGACCAUAUUGCUCAAUCUUUGUCGACUACCUUGCUUUGAUCUCCACCCCACCCCGCCACCUGCUUCUGAGCCUCGUUUAUAUGCACCGUUAUCUCUAGCAUUGACAUUCAUCUUGAACUUCCUGGUUAUCAAGAAUGGCUGCGUCUUCUCAAAAUGGUUGUGUUGGGCGUCGCAAACACGGCCCCCCCUGCUCUUAUCGAAGAGCUAUAACCCCAGCUUCUUGAAAAGGCCGCUGGUGUUUUCCUAUGGGUUGCCCUAGUUAUCGAAAUUCUCAAUAAGGAACAUCGACGGGGUCGACUGGCUCUGCGGAAGAGACUGAGGGAACGCUUGCGAGGCUAGGGCCGGAUUCAAACGGAGGUAGCAGAGGAGAACAGGAUAUAGGAUCAGUACAGGGUGUAGUCCUAGCGUCGACAUGCCCAGAAAAAGUAGGAGUGACUUGAGCAAAACGCUUUGGAGGACGUGCCAGAGUAAGAGGCGAUGAGGCGACGUGCCCAGAGGGCAUCUGUUUGCGAUUCAUCGUCAAAUGACACUCCCUCCCCAGGAACAACAGCUUGACUCUCGACCUCUUGCCGCUAUGGAAGAAGGCGAAUACCCCCCACAGUCCCCGUCACCAUGGCCCUUUCACGACUUAGAGAACCUCUAAUUCAACCCGUUUACGAUGCGGAAACACUCGAGCAUCAGCGUCAUGUUAUGAUGGAACCUUGACCGACCGGAUGGUUCUGCU